ACUUCCAUCACUAACUAACUGCAGAUGUUUUUGGCCCAUUCUUUGUUUUUUAUUUUUAUUGAACAUCAAAUGCAAGAACUAAGAUGUUAGGCGACGAAUUGGAUAUUUACGAUGAUCUGGAUGAGUUCCAAGAAGUCGAGGAUAAGAAAUCCAAGGAGCUGCUGGAUCUGGAGGAGAAGUACACAGCCGCCCAGGGCGAGAUCGAAGGGUUAAAAGCCCAAAACAAUAAGUUAACUAAACAGAUAAAGCAAAUGGAAGUGAAUCUACAGAAUCUGCUUGAUACGGCCAAGGCGGAAAUUAAACGAAAGGAGACUCUAAUAGCAGAGCUACGGAAAGAAAAGGAUGAUAUAUGCUUCAGGCGGAAGAAAGCUUGGGGCGUGGAAGAUACAAAACCCAAUCAAAAACGUCCUAGACACGACAAAACUGAUAUUUUGGAAAAUCCAGGUCCUAUUCACAAACGAGCCAAACAAGAGGAAAUAGGAAAAAACACAGUUCAUGAGAGGAACAUUGGAAAUCCCUUUGCGGUCAACAUCCCAAAAACGGAUAAGACUGACAUUCUCAAAUCGCUAAGUCCAUCACCUGGGCUCAGUCGAAAACCUUCCACACAGCAUCCAUCAUCCAACGUUGUGCAAGAGAAGAGCAUAGAAAAGCCCGUUAAAGACAGCAACCAACAAGCGCAAAAUUCUGUCAGCCAUAAAUCACGAAGUCCAUCUCCUAUUUACAGUCGGAAAGCUUCAACGAAGCAUCGUUCCACUGACAUAACGCAAGAGAGGAGCACUAACGAACCUGCCAAAGUCACCAAUCAACCAGAGGAUAAGACCGCCAAACAUAAGUCAAGAAGUCCAUCAUCUGGCCACAGUCGCAAACCUUCUACGCAGCAUCGUUCUAGCAACGUUGUUCAAGAGAAGACUACGGAGAACCCUGUAAAAGGCAGCAACCAACAAGCGGAUAAGACCGUCCAACAUAAAUCUCGUAGUCCAUCACCUGGUCAUAGUCGGAAGUCUUCCACACAGCAUCGUUUCACCGACAGCCGGACGAGAGAACGAGAGCGGCAAAAAGAACGAGAUCGAGAAAGAGAACGAGGAGGAAGACAUGAAAGGGAAAUUCGACGUAGUCGUAGCCCAAAGCGAUCCAAUCAGGAUGAACGUAACCGUAAACGGGUCAGCAAUGAUAAGUCUAAUCAAACACGUCGUCGGUCCGGUUCUCGAUCCCGCCAACGUACUGCAUCCAGCGGAACUAGUCGUGAGCAAAGCUCUAACAAAGUAAAGUCUGACACUUUAAAAACUCUUUUUGGCGAGGAAACCAAUGACCAGGAUACUAUUUCGACUGCCAAUACUGAAGGGAUAAUGCAAAAUGAAUCGACAAUCCAUGUCGAAACUCUCAUUCAACCAGUGGAGAACACCUUGCCAAUUGAAAAGAAAAGCCAGAAAACUAAAGGCGAACUUAAGGAAAUUAAUGAACCACUCGCGAAAUCUACUUCUUUGGUGACAUCUAAGGAGUCAAAAAUUAGUGAAAAUAACCUAAAUGACUCCGAUACGGGAAAAAGUAAACUAAACUUGGACAGUAAACCUUUAGAAGAAACAGCAAUACCUGGUCUGGAUUUGUUAAGAAGUAAAGACAAUGACGGAGAACCGAACUCAAAGCAACAAAAUAAGGCUCAAUGCGAUGCCCAUUUCACUCCGGAACCGAUUCAAGUGCCACAAAUACCUGGCCUUGAUCUGUUAACUUCUGCAAAUAAUGCAACAGAGCCAAAUGAAUCAACACUUGAAGAUAUUUCCACUCCUGCUGAAAAUUCCGCACUUGCAACGAAAGAUAAUUCGGAAAUACCUGGUUUAGAUUUGUUAACAUUUGAAAAUAAUGAAAAAGAUUCCAAUCUAAGCCAGAAAAUUGAGUCAAAAUGUAAGGAUACUGAAACACCAAUUCAAGAAUUCACUCAAAAGCAUUCAAAGGAUGAUAGAAAAAUUGGACGUAUAGAAGAGUCAGCAAGCGUCAGCGUGCCGAAUAAAAUGGAAAAUCUUAAAACUACCUAUGUAAACAAUCAACCUCAAAAGGAUAAAAAGCAAGCCCACAAAGAAAUUGUCAGCCAACCAGAAAAAAAAGAAGAAGUUGUGCUUCCUAAAACAAAAGUAUCCAAAGAGGAUGCUGUCGAUCAUAAGAAACGAAACGAAAACGAUCAAAAAGUCAAGCCAAGUGACAGCAAACCGGAGAAAAAAGAAUCAGUUAUAACGCCUGAUGUGAAAGUCUUUAAAAAGGAUGCUGUGGAUAAGAAAGAUAAGAGAACAGACCAAACUUCUAAAGAACUACUAAUUGAAAUAGAAGAAAAGAAAUCCCUUAUUAGUCCUGAGAUAAAAAUUUUAACAGACUCUACUGAAGACGAUGAAACGCAAAAAGACAAAAAGCAAAGUUCAUGUUUACCAGAAUCACUUAUAACUCCUGAACUCAAAGUGUCGAAAGAAAAUGAUCGAAAAGGAAAAGAAGGAAAACAAACUAUCAAAGAGAUAAAAAUUUCAUUAGACAAUACUGAAGAUAAGGAAAAGCCAAACGACAAAACGCAAAGUUUAUGUCUAACAGAAUCACUUAUAACUCCUGAACUAAAAGUGUCGAAAGAAAAUGAUCGAAAAGGAAAAGAAAGAAAACAAACUUUUAAAGAAAUUGCUGUCAAAGCAGAAGAAAAGGAUGCUGUUUCCACUGGGUCUAUUCCAGAACUUAAACCGAUUGCAAAAGAACAAGCUUUGAGUGAAAGUUCUAAAAUAUUUACCCAGACACUUGAUGACUCAAGUAAAAAGGAAACUUCAAAAAUCGUUAAAGUUGUCGACAUGGAACAAAAUAGCACCAAUAGCAAUGAAAACGCCUUACAAAGUGCAUCAAAAACGAAAAAAGUUUCAUCUGAUUCACAUGGACAAACAAUUUUCCAUGCAACUCUAAUAACACCAAGACGCAAGCCACUUAAAGCAGGCUCUGAAUUCUCUGAUGACGAUGAACCCACCCCCAAACGCCCCACACCAGUAAAGGAAUCGAAGCUUAUAACACCACCAAGGAAAUCCAAAGAUAUAAAGCCUGAAGAUCAAGCCACAUCCAAGCCUCUAAAUCGUGCAAUACAAAUCAUUGAGGAUAUACGUUUGCCCGUCAUGAUGGAUAUCGAGCACAUUGCUGUACGAGUUGAUGGAGUUGAUGAAAAUGUGGAUAUACCCUUGCCACCGGCAUCAGUGAAAGUGUUGCCCAUGACAAAGCCAUCUACGAUUAUGUAUGCCCAGCCUGAUUCCACAAAAAUUGAUCACAAUGAGAAUGAUAUGGUUCUGGAAGCUGCUUUGAAUGUACUGACUGCGAUAGAAGAGGGCAAGGAUGCCUAUCCGCCCGAUAGGGAUAUGGUUGAACAGCAAUUGGGCGAUAUUAGCUUCGAAUUCGACACAUUGGAAUCGGCGCUGGAGCAAUUGCAUCAGACGUCACCAGAUGAAUCAAUUGUCACGUCAACAUCGACAAAAGCUAAUCAACAACUAACAGCUAAACAGGAUCUCAUUAAAAUUCUUAGCCGAUCGCCCAAUCAUGAAAGUCCAAUAAAGUUACCAACGGAAAAGACACCCUUAAAAAAGCGGAAAAUUAACAUGACGGAGAACUCACCCAUUCGACCCAUUAUAGAGCCAUCAGCCACCCAAGACAAUGAGGAUGACCAUCAUGUGACCAUCGAUGAGACGUUGAAUUUAAGCGAUGCUGCUAAUAGCGAUUCCAGCAUAGUCACAAAACGUUGCUCCCUGGGACAAAGUGAUUAUCAAUUUGAACGCAUCAAUGAUGAGGUCAUAUUACGUGUGACACGUCGUCCCCGUCGUCGAAGACCUCCUCCGGCCAAUACGGUUGAGAUCAAACAGAACUAAACAAUCGACAAAAUUGUGAUUUACUUCCACUUUUAGACAAUUACAUUUAAAUGUAUUGAAUUGGUGUUAUUCUCUUAUUUCUUGUAUAUCUUUUAUCAUAAGAUAUUUGCAAAAAUAUUUUCUAACCAAUUUAAAUAGUUUUGGUUGCAAAGAACUUAAUAAGAAUAAUGAGGGAAACGUUUAUUCUUUAAAUUUAAGUAAUAUAAUUAGUGCUUUAAGUUAGAAAUAAGAAUAAAGCAUUAAAAAAUA
Molecule: messenger RNA, 4118 nt
Organism: Drosophila willistoni
Lineage: Eukaryota; Metazoa; Arthropoda; Insecta; Diptera; Drosophilidae
Gene: FLASH
Product: nucleolar protein dao-5
Exons: 4
Coding region: 84-3869 (1261 amino acids)
Source: RefSeq, a predicted model, not a curated record